This is a messenger RNA of Centruroides sculpturatus (bark scorpion), 414 nucleotides long. RefSeq lists its product as uncharacterized. NCBI's taxonomy places the organism in Eukaryota, Metazoa, Arthropoda, Arachnida, Scorpiones, Buthidae. The record is from RefSeq and is a predicted model, not a curated record. The transcript is spliced from 3 exons. Bases 13 to 414 code for a protein of 133 amino acids.
ACUAUUUACACAAUGGAUUUUGAAGAUCAUUUUACUCGAUUAUUAUUCGAAUUUUCAUUCUUUUACAUAUUUAAUUCGGGUUCUGGACUUCACAAUUAUGCUGUCACCACUAUUUUAUCUGUGAUCAACAUUAUAUUGUUCAUCAAAAGUGAAUAUCUCUUCACUGAAUUCGAUAGUAUUUUCAUGGUACAAGUUUUUUUGCUGUUCUCGCUGACUAUUUCAUUACUGUGGAUUACUGAAGGAUUGAGACGGAUAAAGAAUAUACUUUUUAAUUCUAAGAAGUCUGGUCGUUGUCACCGUUUCUUUAAUAUAGUUCUGAUCAUUUUUCAAGUUUGUAUCUUUCACGUUACAUUAUAUCAAGCUUUUAAAGGUAUUUCCAAAGUUUCCAAAGAAAGAAUGCAACCGGAAAAUUGA